UAAGUCCGGUAAUAUUCUAGACUUCAACUGGAAACUCUACUGGAGUACCUUCAUCUAAGACUUGCAUUAAUACAUACUGAACUCUUAACCAUCAAUCUUUUACAGAUACUUCUAUACCAGCUAGUCUCCCAGCUCCACCAUGUUUACUCAAGUUACGAGGACUCUGAGAUAGACGAGUCCUUGAACGAGUCGGUAUCGGAGUCGAAGCCUUCACACCGACACCGUCACGUGCACCGACACAAGAAGAGUCGUAGCCACAUGCAUGAUCACGACCAUGACCAUGACCAUGACCAUGACCACGACCACGAACAUCUCAGGACGGGAACGAGCAACGAAUACAACGAUGAUUGCGACUGUGCCUGCAGUAAGUGUGACGCACCUUCCGAUUGCUGCACAAGCACUUGCAAAAGCUGCUCAUCUUCAACAAACAACCUCAACCCGUAUCAAGGCUCCGGUAUGGCCGGACAGAGCCAAUCAAGCGUAGUGUUCGUGCCCUAUCCGUACCCUAUGAUGUUGCCUGCAGUCGUGAAGAACCAUCCGGCCACGCCCGCCACGACGAGCACGCCCGACACCACGCUCGAGGACACCACCACCACGACUACGACUACAACUACAACCACCACCACCACCACUUCCACGACAACGGAAGAACCCUCCAACUUCUACAUCAAGUCACAAAGCGAUAAACUUGAACUUGAAAAUACAAAUAAACAGCAGAGUAACAACGACAUGCUAGAAUCGGUUCUCAAAAGCGUCGUUGAUGAUUACUCGAACAUUAUAGUUAAGACGCCAGAUAAGCUGCAGAACGGCAACAAUAAGUACAUGCUGACGUCACUGAGGAGAACCAAGCCCACGUGGAUGCCCAAGUUCGGGAUCGUGCCCAUCUCUGACAACGUGGCCGAGAAGCUGAUGUCACAGCUGCGAGGGCGCGCGCCCCUGCGCCAGCCGACCAAGAAGAGAGCCUCCAUGUACGCCUUGAACGCACUGAAGAAGUAUUAGCUUGUAGACAUUUUUAUAUUCUUUUACUUUUGUACCUGAUAUAUUUUGUCAAGAACAUUGAAAGUUAAUCAUUGUUAUGUAAGAAUGUUUUUAUACG
Messenger RNA from Helicoverpa armigera (cotton bollworm), 1096 nucleotides. Its product is annotated as rho GTPase-activating protein gacII. The record is from RefSeq and is a predicted model, not a curated record. The transcript has a single exon. The coding region runs from base 259 to 999 and encodes 246 amino acids. NCBI's taxonomy places the organism in Eukaryota, Metazoa, Arthropoda, Insecta, Lepidoptera, Noctuidae.